AUGUCAGUUGUGAGGCUUUGGUUUGGUGUAAUAGUGCUCGUGGUGGUCGUAUGUGGUUCGGAACCAUCCGAUAAUUACGUCGCAUCGAAUCGCACUCACGCGAAAAAGGGUAGGUUCUUGUUCAACCAGUUGUUCAACAUAGCGAAUCUGUUCGGCGGCGGCGCCGAUGAGGCCGCCUACGACGAUGACAACGACAGCGAGCUGAUCAAAGCGAAGAAUUGCACGUGCGAAUGCGGCGUGUCCAACCAAGAGAAUAGAAUCGUCGGGGGCCAUCCCACCGGCGUCAACCGGUACCCGUGGAUGGCCCGGCUCGUCUACGACGGUCACUACCAUUGCGGGGCUUCCCUUCUCACCGAAGAUUUCGUCCUUACCGCCGCCCAUUGCUUGAGAAAGUUGAAGAAAUCGAAGAUCCGCGUGAUCCUCGGCGAUCACGACGCUUCGACGACGACGGAGAUCCCGGCCAUGAUGAGGGCCGUGUCGUCGAUCAUCAGACACAAGAGCUUCGACGCGGACACGUUCAAUCACGACAUAGCGCUGUUGAAACUGCGAAAACCCGUCGAGUUCACCAAACAAAUCCGACCGGUUUGCCUGCCGAAGACCGGCGAUCCUUCGGGCAGGACAGGUACCGUAGUAGGAUGGGGCAGGACUUCGGAAGGCGGGAUGCUGCCGACGGUGGUGCAGGAAGUGGAGGUGCCCAUAUUGACCCAGGCGCAAUGCAAGGGCAUGAAGUACAGAGCGUCGAGGAUAACGAAUUACAUGUUGUGCGCGGGCAAAGGUACGCAGGAUUCCUGCCAAGGGGACAGCGGGGGACCUCUAUUGGUGCACAGCGGCGACAAAUACGAAAUCGUGGGGAUCGUAUCGUGGGGCGUGGGUUGCGGCCGACCCGGCUACCCCGGCGUCUACACCAGAGUGUCCAAGUACGUGAAUUGGUUGAAGACGAAUCUGCAAGGCAGUUGCUUUUGUAGUUGA
Molecule: messenger RNA, 969 nt
Organism: Phyllotreta striolata
Lineage: Eukaryota; Metazoa; Arthropoda; Insecta; Coleoptera; Chrysomelidae
Source: the annotation of a GenBank genome assembly